AGAAUGAAGUGUUGUUGAUAAACAGUCGAGAAACUAGUCCUCCGCGAAGUGUUAUUUUAGAACAUCUCAUGUGAAAACAUAUCUGUGCAGCCCAUUUGGUGUGAUAAUUAACUAUUUGUGAUAUUUCGGUGGAAGUUUAGUCAUUGUUGACCGUUGACUCCAGUAAACUGAGUGAAUCUGAAAGCUAACCUAGAAUCUUCUGCAACUCCUCACUGAAGAAACGAUCAGGACUCUCUGUUUGAUAAUUAGAGCACAAUGACAACCAACAGAAGCACCAGGGAAAUUUUAUUAUCACUCGUUGAUGAUAUUGAAUUGAUAGCCAAGGAGAUGAUUGAAAACACAAUAGCCCAGAAGCAUGCAAAGCUAUCGACAUCAGAGCACGCCCAGCUGACGGAGCUGCUCGUCUCCAAAGACCAAGAAUUGAAAUCAACACUAAUACAAUCAGCAGAGCAAGCCCAGAUAAACAUAAAGAUGGACGCUCUGAAGGCCGAAGUGGAACGACAGGAUCAAGACAUUCAGCAGUUGCAGCGCCAGUUGAAAGAGGCUGAGCAGAUCUUGGCAACGGCUAUCUAUCAAGCGAAACAAAAAUUGCAGUCGAUUGCACGGGCGAACAAGCGACCAGUUCCUUCUGAGGAGCUCAUUAAAUUUGCUCAUCGAAUCAGCGCUGCUAAUGCUGUGUGUGCCCCUCUGACCUGGCAGCAGGGAGAUCCCAGGAGGCCUUAUCCAACUGAUAUUGAGAUGCGAUUAGGAUACCUGGGUCGAUUAAGUGAUUUACCAUUGAAUGGUCAGCUUCUUGGAUCACAUCCAGGGAUCACGUCAGAUCUUCAUCGAACGGGGCACUCAACAGAGCCACCAGCAUCGUCAGCGAAUCAAUUUGCAUGGCAUCCGUCCGGUGAGAUUCACAUGUCAAUGGGUGGACAAGGAAGUGUCGCCAUGAACACCCAUAAGCAAGAAAAUGAGGAUGUUGAAGUCAUGUCGACUGAUUCCUCCAGCAGUUCAUCCAGUGACUCCCAAUAAAGAUCAAUCUCAUUCAACUGGUGUAAAGUAGGAUCUGUUUUUUAUUUAAUAUUCCCCUCGUCCCUCUGAUCUCAUGCUCUCGAUCUAGUUGAGAAUGAUUUUGGGUAGAAAUAAGUGCAGCAUUUCAUCGGAAAAUACUUUCUGGGGAUUUCUCUGGAAU
This is a messenger RNA of Diachasma alloeum, 1177 nucleotides long. RefSeq names its product mediator of RNA polymerase II transcription subunit 4 (gene MED4). The transcript has 4 exons. Gene Ontology annotation, biological process: regulation of transcription by RNA polymerase II. The coding region runs from base 256 to 1017 and encodes 253 amino acids. The record is from RefSeq and is a predicted model, not a curated record. Gene Ontology annotation, cellular component: mediator complex; core mediator complex. Gene Ontology annotation, molecular function: transcription coregulator activity. Lineage: Eukaryota; Metazoa; Arthropoda; Insecta; Hymenoptera; Braconidae.